Molecule: messenger RNA, 1008 nt
Organism: Aspergillus niger
Lineage: Eukaryota; Fungi; Ascomycota; Eurotiomycetes; Eurotiales; Aspergillaceae
Exons: 1
Coding region: 1-1008 (335 amino acids)
Biological process (GO): secondary metabolic process
Cellular component (GO): cytoplasm
Molecular function (GO): carboxy-lyase activity; hydrolase activity
Source: RefSeq, a predicted model, not a curated record
AUGACGUCCGCAAGACAACCGACCGGGUGGCUGGACAUCCACGGGCACUUCCAAGUCCCCAAGAGCGAGGCCGCUGCCCGAGAAGGCAUGAAGGCCUUCCAUCAAGCGUGCUUCUUGGUGCAGGAGCCCUACCACUGGCAGGCCGACAAGACCCUCCGGUACAACGACACCGCCGGCGUUCAGCUGCAGAUGCUCAGCGCGAUUCCACCGGGCCCCGUGGAGGGCCUCCGACAAUCCAAUGACUACGGGGCGCAGAUGGUGCGACAGUGGCCAGGCCGAUUCGGCUUGCUGGCGGGGCUGCCCACCGACAAUCCAGACGCCUGUCUGGAGGAGAUCCAGAGGGUGACGGACCGCAACAGUGAGCACUAUCGCAUUCCCGCCGAUGGGUUUGCCACCUCGACGGUCUACAACGGGGUGUCGCUGGCGGACCCCCGACUACGGCCGGUGUGGGAGGAGCUUCACACACGCCGUGCGGUCGUACACAUCCACCCGAAUGCCCUGGCACCGCCGCAGCAUGGGCUACCGGCGCCCCUGGUCGAAGUGGCCCUGGAUACGACGCGCACCGUCGUGGCGAUGCUCUAUCAGGGGGUGUUCCGCGACUUCCCGGACAUUGUGUUUGUGCUGGGCCACUGCGGCGCCGCGGUGCCGGUCCUCUCGGGUCGCCUGGCCCUCCUGGGGACGGAGAGCUGGGUCCCGAACCCGCAGGGGCUUCGUCGCGACGAGGUCGAGGCGACAUUGCGUCGUCUCUAUGUCGAUACGGCCGCGACAGCCAAGACCGGCUUGGCUCCGGCGGUGCGCAUGUGUGGCGUGGUGCACUGUGUGUAUGGGUCGGAUUGUGGUGUGCCCUGUUCGACCGCGACCACCAUGGAUGAGAAUCGGUUGGAUGUCGGACGCUUUGAGAUGGAGAAUGGCAUCCCUCCGGAGACGAUUGGAAUGAAUGGCUGGCAGCUGUUUCCCGCCGCGGCGGAGCGGGCCUGCCAGCAUCCCUGGACCAAGGAAGCAGUCUAA